GACCGAUCAAAAUCCCAGGGGUUUUCAGCUUGAUCCCGGGGUGGCACGUGCUGAGCGGCUGUCAGAGCAUGACUGUUUACAGCCAGGACGUCAAUAGUGCGGCUCAAAUAGAUCCAUCAAAUUUUAAGCCCCCCAAUAGUGCAUUUGAAACUGCAUGAAAGAGAGCAGGCAUUGAUGCUUGAUUAAAAAGUGGCAAAAAGUCCAUCAUGUUUUUGUUUUCUUGUCCUUUCUCCUCCAGAGUUCCUCUCCGCGUCACUCAUUUUUGGCCCUCUGUUUCGUAGUUCUUCUUGAACAAUUACAUUCGUUUUCAAACAACAACAUCAACUUAACUACCUCGGGUAGUUGGACAGACGAUAUGAGGUCUUGGUUGCUCUGCAUCAGCGCCGGCGUCCUGGCCGGCGUGUCCAACGCGGCUUGUACCAACAAGUGCGGCUCCAACAAGUGCUUGGGUGCUAUUGCUGCCGACCCUGCGUUCGGAGAGUCGUUCUGCUCUUCUUGGUUGGCCUUGGAACCCGCUACCACCACCGUCACCGAGGUCGAGACGGUCACAUCGACUCUGCUCAAUGUCGAGACGGCCUUAACGACACUCACUGUCACCACGGCAACAUUUACAGUGACUGGCAGCGAACGUUCGACCAUCUACCAGAAGCGAGCUCCCACCAUCACCGAAGCUGAUCCAGCCUUGCCCGACCCGACAGAUGUCAUUGCCUCCCAGUGUUCGUCCAACGAGGAUCGCAUCAGCAAGGCCUGCAGCUGCAUUCUGUCAACCGCUACCGCGUCUACCGUGACCGUGUUGGAGACCGCUGUUACUACUGCCGUUGUUGAGGCCGAGAGCACCGUUGUUGAGACUGUCACGGACAAUGUGGUGGCUACCGUCUCCGUCGCCGCCCCAGCCGUCACGAUCCCCGCCAACAUCAUCGUCAACGGUGGGUUCGAGGACUACUUGGAUACCGGCAACAUUCUCCCAUGGACUGAUACAAAGGAUUCUACCGGCGGAAGGUUUGAUGUCGUGAACGGCGUGAACCCCUGCAUGACAGGUGGCUCUUACUGUGCAGGCGGCCGAGUUGUCGUCCGCCCCUACCCGCCUACCACCGGUUCCAAAUACAUCGCCAUACGCGAGACCUUCGUCGGGCGCCCGUCAACCACUUAUGCGUUCUCUUUCUUGUAUCGCUGCCUCAACUAUGACGCCGGCACCAGCAUUGACAUCCUGUACAAGGGCAGUGUCAUCGGUAGCGUCAACCAGUGUUACAACAGCGCUGCCUUUUACCGUCCCACCGGCAUCACAUUCACCACCGAUGCCACGGGUCAGGGUGAGGUCGAGGUGCGCUUCCGCAAUUCCGGCGCCACGCCGUAUCUCUAUUUCUACGCCGAUGACUUCAAGGCCAUUGCUGUGUAGACUGGGCAACGCAUCAAGGAUGGGUGGGGCGCGACAGCUGUUGGAUGUUACCGUCCGGGGCAUGGACAGUGGGAUCUAGUAUAUAUCGUCUGUUAAUACUAUAUACGUAAUACAUCUACUUCUUCCACUGGG
Podospora pseudopauciseta is the source of this 1528-nucleotide messenger RNA. RefSeq lists its product as uncharacterized. NCBI's taxonomy places the organism in Eukaryota, Fungi, Ascomycota, Sordariomycetes, Sordariales, Podosporaceae. Bases 356 to 1396 code for a protein of 346 amino acids. The record is from RefSeq and is a predicted model, not a curated record. The transcript is spliced from 3 exons.